AUGGACCUGGGUACGCCGGGGAACAAUCGUAAAAAGAAAGGCGAUGGAUCGAUGUACAAAGACGAUAUGAUCGCAGACGGUAAAAAAACGGUGGACUGAGUCGUGGUCAUCAUCAGUUACCACUCGAGAACAUUUCUGCAAUAGGUUGUGAGCCCAUCAAGCUACCAAGCCGCUCCGGAGGAAGCGACGGAUACGACGUCUUACAAGAUCUAUCUAUCGAACACUCCAAACUCGUACGAGGAAUGGUCGAUUUGGAUAUCGAACAAUCUUCGCCUCGAUGAUCUCUUGGACCUCACCACAUUGGGCAUUCCAGCUGUUCUAGAGAUUUUCGAAGCCGGCCUGCUCACGCCCCCGGCUACUUCGCAACCGUCAACAUCUGGCGCCGGUGAAAAGGUGACAUCCAAGAGAUCAUCGAGGCGAAGAUUGUUCGAUAUCCAAAUCGACCAUUCCUCGUGGCGAUCAACCUCAAAGUCCCGCGUCGGUAAAUGCAUGACGGUGGAGGAGGCGAUCGAGGCGGCACGAAGGGACUGGCAAAACCGCAUGCAAGUCAUGGAGGUUGACGAGGCAAGGUUAUCGAGGCGAAAUCAUCACGGUCCCCCGUGCCCCCGCUGACGAGCACGUGACUUUUGGCCCCUUCGAUAGUCCGCGUCCAGCGACGAUGACGGCAAGAUGGACGUCGAUGACGACGGCGAUGAUGAGGAGCAUCAAAAGGGCGACGAGGACAACGAUGAAGCUGGUGAUGAGGACGGCGGCGGCAGCGGCGGCAGCGGCGGCAGCGGCGGCAGCGGCGGCAGCGGCGGCAGCGGCGGCAGCGGCGGCGAGGACCAUGACGACGACGGCGGCGGGGACCAUGACGGCGGCGAGGACGACAACAGCCAUGACAGCACCAGACAGAACGACAGAGAGAGCGAAGAGAAUGACGAAGAGAACGAUCACGAUCAGGGCGGGGCUGCGAGUGACGAGUCGAGGGUGCCCGCACCAGCCUUCGCUGAAGUGGCCAUCUCCUGGAAUACAGGGCAGGAAGCCUGCUGCGCCUUGAUUGAGGCGCCACAGAGCGAAUGCUUUGACGCCACCAAACUACCGAAGUCGUUUUCAACGCUGGAAACGCGGGUCAAGGCGAAUUUGCGCAUGUGCGUCAUACGGCGCCACGUCGUCCCGCGGAAAGCGUCCAAGACGACGAUUGCCAAGACCGGUUCGAAGGCGAAUCGCACCACAACAUCGGCGUACACCCUAAGCUUGAAGGAACAGAUUGAUCUUCCAAUUCUGGGAAAACCCGCCCUACUCGGGAGCGGCCUCGGCGACUUCGCAGAAGUGCGGACGAACCUACGGGAGGGCGACGUCUGGCGCGAAAGCGUGGUGGCAGGUCGCGCGGCCUACCCUAUGGAGGCAACAAACGGUGAGUGA
Messenger RNA from Microbotryum saponariae, 1404 nucleotides. Lineage: Eukaryota; Fungi; Basidiomycota; Microbotryomycetes; Microbotryales; Microbotryaceae. The record is from the annotation of a GenBank genome assembly.